This is a messenger RNA of Chelonus insularis, 1891 nucleotides long. RefSeq lists its product as uncharacterized. The record is from RefSeq and is a predicted model, not a curated record. Bases 881 to 1861 code for a protein of 326 amino acids. NCBI's taxonomy places the organism in Eukaryota, Metazoa, Arthropoda, Insecta, Hymenoptera, Braconidae. Gene Ontology annotation, molecular function: myosin light chain binding. The transcript is spliced from 6 exons. Gene Ontology annotation, biological process: spermatogenesis.
UGGAUGUAACUAAUCCAGUGAAAUUACGUUUUUAUACGGAAAUUUAUCAAAAAGAAAACAAGAAUAUUACAUUUGUGGAGACGUUUUCCCCUGUUAUUAAAACAAAACCUAUUACUGGGAAAUUUUAUUCAAUUUAUGAACCGCAAAUUGGGGAGAAUGUUCCUCUUGAAUAUGUGAAAUUGAUAGAAAAACGUACAGAGAAAACUCCGAAAGAAAUUUAUUCAUUCAGACCUCCAACUAUAAAUAUGGAGUAAGUUAUUUAUUUUAGUUAUUGUCUUAUUUAUAUUUGACUUUUAUUAUUUAAUGCUUAUAGAUAUGGAUGGUUUUCUGAAAGAUUUAUACCACUGUCAACUGAUCCUAGACUUAAUUUCCCACUGAAACAAACAGAUAUAGUGAAAAGUGAAAUCAAAAUUCGAGAAAUUGAUAAAUAUUUAGUCAAACCUAAAUUUACUGGUACUCCUUUUAAGACAAGUUAAAAUAUUUAGUCUGAAACUUUUAAAUCAUAUUUUGUAUGUUUUUAUAUCACAAUGGAACAUAAUGGUUGAGCGUAAAUUAAUCAAUUUUAUAUUAGACUUUCUUUGCGCACAAGUCUACCAUGUUAUGACCUUGUUUCUAAGCAACCAAUAUACUUCUUUGAUGUCUUAAGACAAUACGGAAGAUAGAUUGUUUCUUCAUAAUUUUUUAGAAAAAACUUUUGAAACAAAAUCACAAGAAAUAAAUUAAGUAUAAACAAAUUUUAAUGUUCAUGUAAAUAAGGUUAAAAUCAAAAGUUUGUUAUUCAAAAUGAUACCAACUGAUUUCCCGGAAAGCUCGGAAAAGACUCCACUUUCUAUCAGAGAACAAUGACAUUUAUAUUUAUAUUUUUUAUCCAUAAAACAUAAUGACAAGUAAAGGGUUUUGUGUCAAAAUUUACUUUGAUUUAAAUGUCGUUUCAUGUCCAGGAGUAUGGUUAUGUCCAAAUGGAACUGUAGCAUUGCGAAUAAAUUGUUUAGAUGCCCACAUCGAAUCGCGAAAAAUACCACCCCAAUUUCCAUUAACAUUUGAAGAUAAAUUUCUCUUUAAAAAAACAUUUACAGAUGUAGGAACGCUCUCACAACUGCAAUAUAGCUUGGAAGAUGAAAUUUUAUACGCAGAAUUAAUUCAACGGCCAUCGGAAGACUAUAAAGGAGUUAUUUUAGCAACAUUUGAAACCAAUCUAGCAGACCUUUUAUAUCCUGCUCCAUGCUUCAAGGGUCUAGUGUCUGGAAUAGAUGUUGAUUUAUUGAUGGAACCCAGUAAAUACUUUCCGGGGAUUCUAGCACCAAAAAUUGAAAUUUCAACACGUACUGUUAUUGAAGAAGUGGAACUCUGUAAUGUAGACAUGAUUGGAAUGAAAGUCAUAAGUCCAAAAUUAAUUAACUCUAGGGCUAGAUCAUGUCUCCAUAGGAAACGUCCUUCAGUAGGUAUUAUCAGGCAAAAAAGAGUAUGUCACUCUCAAACCGGGAAAAAAAUACCAUCUCAUCGGUGUGGCUGUGGACAUGAUAUCCAUACUUCUCCAGAUGAAGUCAUAGUUUCAUGUCCUUCUAAUCAACGAGCUCAUACACAUCAAUGUUAUCAUCAAAACGGCCAUGAAGAAUUAAAAUGUACAUAUUUACUGCCAUGUCAAGCAUCAAACAUGUAUUCUUCUCAACUUCGUUUUCAUGACUUUGAUGAUUGUCCAGUAUGUUCAAGAUAUAAACAUUUUUUUGCCAAAGAAACAAAGAGUAAUGCUACGUAUUCAAUACGAAGCAAUGAUGAAGGUCGAAAAGAAGGUUGUAAUGGUCGUUGCAGUAAUUGUCCUAAAACUACAAAUUCAGAUUAUACGAAAAAAUUCGAAAUUUAAGGAGUAAUUGAAUAAAAUUAUUUAUUGAGG